AUGGCUGUCUAUAACGCUCGCUGGGGGAUUCUCGCCACCGGAAGAGUCGCCAAAAAGUUCGUCCAUGACCUUCUCAAAGAUACUAAAUCUAGGAGUGCAGAAGACAUCAGUCACACCGUAACGGCGGUGGCUUCCUCAAGCAGCAUUGCGCGCGCAAAAGAAUUCAUCCGCGAAACCGGCCUCCCUGAUAAUUUGGUCGCCUACGGGUCUUACGAGGAACUAGUGAAAGACCCUAAUGUCGAUGUAAUUUAUGUCGCAAGCCCGCAUUCGCAUCACUAUCAAAACGUCCGGUUAGCUUUGGAAGCUAAUAAACAUGUCUUAUGUGAAAAAGCGUUUACUGUCAACGCGGCCCAAGCAAAGAUUCUAGUCGACCUUGCUAGAUCGAGGAAUCUUUUCUUGAUGGAGGCUGUCUGGACGAGAUUCUUCCCAUUGAGCAUCUGCGUACGCGAUAUCAUCAAACAGGGGGAGAUUGGAGAGGUCGUCCGUGUUGUGGCAGAUAACAGUAUUGGAAAUACUAAAGGAUGGGAUGCAAACCAUCGAAUGGUCAAUUUGGAUUUGGCUGGAGGUGCUUUACUUGAUAUGGGAAUUUACUCUUUAACAUGGGUCUUUCAGGUCAUGUAUCACACACUUCCGCCAUCCCAACGCAGACCACCUUGCUUAACUCAAUCCACCAUGGUCAAGUACCCAGCGACAGGCGUAGAUGAGGAUACAACCAUGCUUAUAACCUUCCCAACAACAACACCUGCUAACAACCUGCCAAAUAAACAACCUGGGGGCCGCGUCGCAGUUCGGAUUCAGGGCACAAAGGGGGAGAUCCAAGUUGAUGGACCUUGUUACAGGCCUAUGCGAUGUCGAGUCAUUCCUAAAGUGAAUGAGAUCGGAUCCUUGAGGUCAACCAGAGAGAUUGGGUUUACGUUCCCAGCAAAUGGACAUGGCAUGUAUUGGGAAGCGGAUGAGGUGGUGCGUUGCCUAAGGGAUAGGAAACUGGAGAGCGAGAGUAUGCCGUUGGAAGAGACUAUUGUGAUAAUGAAAGUGAUGGACGAAGUGCGCAAACAGAACGAUCUAAUUUACCCGGCCAAUAUUGAGUCGACUGAGUAUCCACUUGUGCUCUAA
Molecule: messenger RNA, 1113 nt
Organism: Talaromyces marneffei
Lineage: Eukaryota; Fungi; Ascomycota; Eurotiomycetes; Eurotiales; Trichocomaceae
Exons: 5
Coding region: 1-1113 (370 amino acids)
Molecular function (GO): nucleotide binding
Source: RefSeq, a predicted model, not a curated record